Molecule: messenger RNA, 1484 nt
Organism: Glossina fuscipes
Lineage: Eukaryota; Metazoa; Arthropoda; Insecta; Diptera; Glossinidae
Gene: Gmppa
Product: mannose-1-phosphate guanyltransferase alpha-A
Exons: 6
Coding region: 92-1381 (429 amino acids)
Biological process (GO): biosynthetic process
Cellular component (GO): cytoplasm
Source: RefSeq, a predicted model, not a curated record
UAGUUAACCGGUCUCAGCUUUAUUAUCUUAUUGUUUUUCUGUGCUCAGAAAAGAAUUACGUCUUGUUGGUAUUUGCUAAAACUAUAAAACUAUGUUAAAAGCAGUUAUUUUAGUGGGCGGUCCUCAAAAGGGAACGCGUUUUCGCCCCUUAUCUUUGGAUAUGCCAAAGCCAUUAUUUCCCAUAGCUGGCCGUCCUAUCAUACAACAUCACAUCGAAGCUUGUGUACAAUUGCCAAAUUUAAAGGAAAUUCUUAUUAUUGGUUAUUAUCCACAGGCAGAAAUGGAAAAUUUUGUAGUGACUUUGCAAAAUCUCUACAGCAUAAAUAUACGUUAUUUGCAAGAAUUCACCUCUUUGGGUACCGUGGGAGGUAUGUACCAUUUUCGCGAUCAAAUCCGAGCCGGAAAUCCAAAGGCAUUCUUUGUACUUAACGGUGAUGUUUGUGCUGAUUUUCCUUUACGAGAUCUGUAUGAGUUUCACAAUCAACGGCCUGCAUCAGCCUUGGUUACCAUUAUGAGUACAGAAGCUGCUCGGCAACAAGCGAUACACUACGGAUGUUUGGUUUUUGAUCGUGUUUCGGGAGCAGUGUCACACUAUGUGGAAAAGCCCAGUUCAUAUGUAUCGACUUUUAUCAAUUGUGGAGUGUAUGUGUGCUCCUUACAUAUUUUUGCCAAACUAGCAGAAGUUUUUCAUUCCAAAGUGCAGGAAUUCAGCAGCUAUGUAAAUGGCAAUGGAAAAGAUCAAGGUCAUAUACGUUGGGAGCAAGAGGUUUUAACUCCAUUGGCUGGUACUAACCAAUUGUAUGCCAUGCCAGUGCCUAGUUGGUGGUCACAAAUAAAGGCUGCGGGUUCUGCUAUAUAUGCUAACAGGCAUUAUCUAGAAUUGUAUAAAAAGACCCAUCCGGAACGCUUAGCCAACUCGGGUGUAAAGCGGGGUGAAGAUGACGGCAAUCUCAUUUGCACGAUUUUUCCUGACGUUUAUAUACAUCCUAGUGCUACAGUACACCAUACCGCUGUGUUAGGUCCGAACGUUUCCAUAGGCGCAGGUGUUUCUAUAAGCGCUGGGGUACGCAUACGUGAAUCCAUAGUACUGGAAAAUGCUCUAAUUAAAGAGCAUACAUUAAUAUUGCAUUCGAUCGUUGGUCGCGGUUCUGUAGUAGGUCAGUGGUCUCGUGUAGAGGGUACACCUAGCGAUCCGGAUCCGAAUAAACCAUUUGCGAAAAUGGAAAAUCCUCCGCUCUUUAACAAAGAGGGAAAAUUAAAUCCGUCCAUAACUAUACUGGGUUGUUUUGUGCAGGUGCCUUCUGAAAAGAUAUUGCUAAAUAGUAUUGUUCUACCGCACAAGGAAUUGGCGAGAAGUUUUAAAAAUGAAAUUAUUUUAUAAUAAAAAGCAAAAAAAAAAAAGCAAAAAAGCAAAUUUUUCAAAACCUUUGUAUUCAUGAAGUAAGUUCAUUAUAAGAGAAAAACAAAAAAAGGAAAAGAUAUAA